Molecule: messenger RNA, 5690 nt
Organism: Carassius gibelio (silver crucian carp)
Lineage: Eukaryota; Metazoa; Chordata; Actinopteri; Cypriniformes; Cyprinidae
Gene: kctd16b
Product: potassium channel tetramerization domain containing 16b
Exons: 2
Coding region: 643-1920 (425 amino acids)
Biological process (GO): protein homooligomerization; regulation of G protein-coupled receptor signaling pathway
Cellular component (GO): postsynaptic membrane; presynaptic membrane
Molecular function (GO): protein binding
Source: RefSeq, a predicted model, not a curated record
GAUGCUGUAUCAUCUUCGCCUCUAAACCCCCUUAAACACACAAACCCUGGAUUAAUGUCAGAGGAUCACAGAGGGGAUUUACUUCUAAACAGCUGGGAUUAUCGAUCGACCCCCUUAGUAGCUAUAAAAUAUUUGUUUUGGACUGUUUUCAAUUAUAUUCUUCUGAAACUACUCAGUUUGGUAUUUAAAAGUUGGGUUAUUACAGCUGCUGAACUUGUAAGGUACUUUGAACCUGCUUAACUGAAAAAUAGCUCUAUUUUUUGGCAGAAUUCAAGCAGCAUCUUCCGUUUGCAUACAAGUGUACUAUCUUUUUUUCAGGCGAAGGAAUAAGCAGCCGUUUCUAUCGCUGUGUCCAUCCGCUGCUGAGCAACCGAUCCUCCUUUGCGCGGAGCGACUCUCUGCUGUGCGCCUGUAGUUCCAGCUCGGAUACUUCGCCGUUCAUUCCCUCUUUUUGAUUUGUUUGAUCUGCGGUUAAGAGGUUGGUUUUUGUAUCUGUAAGGUAACGUUACCUGCUCCAAUUAGUCGGCUGAAAUGCUAUUUUUAUUGCCAUUUAAUGUGCAUGGUCCAUCGUCUGUAUUUUCUAAACCCUUCCCGAAGCUGUAGAGAGCGAACUUUCGAAAACACGGAUAUUUUUUGCCACCCAUGACCGAAACAAUGGCGUUAAGUGGAAACUCUAGAGCUAAAGACAGCAGUUUUCCAGACGUUAUUGAACUAAACGUCGGGGGGCAAGUGUAUUAUACCCGUCACGCCACGUUAAUCGGCAACCCCGGCUCCCUUUUGGGGAAGAUAUUCUCUACUAAAAAUAACGCAUCGAAUGAUCUGGCCAGGGACCCCAAAGGUCGUUACUUCAUCGACCGGGAUGGGUUUUUGUUCAGAUAUGUGUUAGACUACCUCAGAGACAAGCAGGUUGUCCUCCCUGACCACUUCCCUGAGAAGGGACGGCUGAGGAAAGAAGCGGAGUACUUUCAAUUGCCAGACUUGGUUAAACUCUUAACCCCGGACGACUUGAAGCCCAGUCCCGAUGAAUACAUCCACAGCGAUUACGAGGACGGCUCUCAAGGAAGCGACCAGCGGAUGUGCCCUCCACCGUCGCUCGUUCCCGCCGACAGAAAAAGCGGGUUCAUCACAGUCGGAUAUCGCGGGUCUUGUACGAUGGGCAGGGAGAGUCAAACCGAUGCCAAAUUCCGGAGGGUGCCGCGGAUUAUGAUUUGUGGGAGGAUUGCGCUGGCCAAAGAAGUUUUUGGCGAGACCCUGAACGAGAGCAGGGACCCAGACAGGACCCCUGAUAGAUACACCUCCCGCUUUUACCUCAAGUUCAAGCACCUGGAGCGCUCUUUCGACAUGCUCUCGGAGUGCGGCUUCCAGAUGGUCGCCUGUAACUCGUCAGUGACGGCCUCGUUCGUCAACCAGCAUACUGACGACAAGAUAUGGUCAAGUUACACCGAGUACGUCUUUUACCGUGGCCCAUCUCGCUGGUCAUCUCCACCUUGCGACUGCUGCUGCAAGGGUCACAAAGGUGAAGGGGAAGGUGAGAGUGGAACCUCCUUUAAUGAACUCUCCACCUCCAGCUCAGAGAGCCACUCCGAGGCCAGCUCCCCACAAGGUACCGUCAUCCGUGGCCCAGUCAGCCGGCAGACGCACGUGCAAACGUUGGACAGGCCUCCCAAGAAAGGCCCUGUUCAGCAUCUCCUUCAGCAACAGCAGUCCGAGCAGCGUCGCAAGAGUGACCUUCUCCGGACGCUUACCGCAAGUUCCCGGGACACCAGCACCUGCAAGAAGCGGCCAGCAAAAGAAAAGUUGACUGUGGAAGAGGAGCUGGAAAAGUGCAUCCAGGACUUCCGCAAAAUCAAGAUUCCCGAGCGCUUUCCCGAGCGCAAGUACAUGUGGCAAGCCGACCUCCUGCGCAAAUACCGUCUUUGAGGGAUGGCGGUAAUCUAAAAGCGCAAGCUACAAUAGCGUACGUGUUCACUACUAAUACUACAACUACUAUUGCUAGUACACACCACACUACUACUGCCUCUGACUUGUUGUCAGUGUCGCUUGAUAACCCGAGUGACCACUCCAUCCACUCGAACACUAAUUGUUUACUUGUAAACACCUACAUUUUUGUAGAGUUCCAGAGAGACGCAAGUGUUUUCGAAAGACGCACAACUACUUGUUUCUUUGGUUUCGGUCUCCCUUGCUGAUUUACACUUUGUGUGUAAUUGUGUUUGUUACAACUGAAUUUUUGACUUCGGUAUGUUAGUGCCACAGCUGUUGAGUUGAGGUGGCCCAGAGGUUGAAAGAUGAAUGUGUAUCCACCUCAUAAAUAAUGCAUGUGGUCCCAACUGUGCCCUUUCUAAGAAUAGCCACUGCUUUGGCGGAUGUGAGAGUGGGUUUCCAUUUCAACACCCUAAGAAGCACAGAAGACCAUGGAGCCAACCCUAUUUUCCCUUUUUCGGAUCCUCCACGUUCCAUUUUCACACCUCAGCCAAGCUGCAAUCAAAAACCCCUCCGCAUAUAGUCAUGGCAAAAAAGGGUUGUGGGUGGAAACUCAAUAGCAUCACAUAAAGGCUUUGAAACUGCUGCCUGAAACAUUGAUUUAAACAUGAUAUUCCAAACGGGAGUGGAUGAUGACUUACUCCUGAGGUCAAAGGUUAAAUACGGAAAGUUCAGAAAAUCAGGACAAUAAGAGGAAAGGGUUGAGGUUAUAUCCUGGAAGCAAUCACACAUUGAUUAACAUGAACAUAGUUUAGGGUUGUGCAAUCGUUUUGCUGAACAUAUUUUACUGUUCUUUCCAUCGCUUAUAAUAGUGAGCAAAUGAGGGAAACGGAAGACUUCUGGUUGUAUGUUCUGUAAGGACAAUUAAAUUGAACGAGACCCAUGCAUAACUGAUUAUAAUUUAGUGGGAAAAUAUUGGUGUACGUAAUGGUUAAUAAUUAGCAUGAUCCUUAAUAAACACACCAAUAAGGCUUAGAUAUAUUUUGUUUAAUUUAACUUUUAACAUUUUGCAAUGAUUUGCAAGGAUUUUCGGAUCCAAUAUAAGCACCAUCAUUUGCUGCUACUGAAUUUAUGAAAACUGAAAACUAUGCUUGACAGACCUCAGUGUAAGGAGAAUGGAUUAAUAGCUUACAAUAUUUAAAUAAAAACUAAAAUAAUAAUAAUAAUAAUAAUGCCACAUAUUUAUUUUCAAACUAUUAAGUUGCAAAACUAUGGACAUUUUUAACUAUGGAAGUGAAAAAUUUGCCUCUUCAUCAUCUUUUCACUACUUUCCUAUAUUUUAUACCUUAUCUUAUUAUGAUAAACAGCCUUAAACUGAUUUUACCUUAAUGUUACACAACUGAUUACAAAAGAGAGGCACAUACACAUUACAUCACAUCUUCACAGAUUUUAUGUGUAAGAUGUGGACCUUUUGAUUUGUAGUUCAUUCUGUUUACUGAUGCAUCUACUGUUAAUAUAUAUAUUCAAAAUAAUUCAAACAUUACAUUUCUACACUAUGUGAGGUGUGAAAGACUCCAGAUGCACACUUGGGAUGUAUUCAAUUCAGAAAGCUUUGAGGGGUAAAUGACGGGCAUGGUCUUGCCAACCGUCGUUUCUCAAAGUAGCCCUUUGAAUUGGAAUAUAAAUUAAAAUUCAUUGAGUGCUAAUCAAAAUGUAGCCUCCAGCCUCCCAUUCCCCUAUCAUGAAGCCUAGUUACCACAGACAUAAAACUGAAAGGGCAGAGAGAAUAGCAUCUAUAAUAGAAUAGAUUAUUUACUAUCUGUGUGCAUAAAAGGAUAGAGUAAAGUCAUUAAUUAUUGCACAGGUUUCCUAGUCCGCCCAAAAAAAAAAAAAAAAAAAAAACUUUCCAUAUUGUAAAAUAAAAACAUUGCAUUUCACUUGUAAAUAACAUUCAAACGUAUUUUAUAUAAAUUGCACUUGUAAUCUAUAAGAGAUUACUCCUAGAUCACUCACGACCGUCACAAAAUCAUAAUAAAAUUUUUGGAGUCCAUAUGAAUUAUAUAUAUAUGAAUUAUAUAAUGAUGUACCAGAUGCAGUAAGUCAAUGGGAAAAGACCCAAUUGUGGAAUUAGAGUUGAGCUGUUGUAUGUCACACAAACUCACCGCUGCUUUAUACCAGGAAGUACCUGGAGAUUCAGGUGGCAUUCAAGCUGUGCUGUGCAGGCACCACACAUCCACACCUCUAUGGCCCUUUCAUCUUUAUUUUAUUUAGACCUACAUCUAUACGUACACUAUUUUGGGGAUAUAUAGCAAGGGCUUUGGUGGUAAAAGCCACUUUUAUAGUAGCCAGAAAGAGAGAUCAAUACAUUAUCAUUUGAUUAGAUAAAAAUUCAGCAAUGGAAUUAAUGGCAUUUUGAUAAUAACACAAUUACUCAGUAAAAUCUUAACAAACUUCCAUUUAAAGACGCAUUCACACUGGCAGUGGUUUAUGUUAAACAUCAGUACUGUAUGUUCUGAUUGACUGUUAUUGUGCUGCGUGUAGCAUUUGCACUUUUAAUGUAGGCAGACAAAUGACUUGUCAUGAGAUCCCAGGCCUCUUUCUCACCCCAUGCAAAAUCACUACAAAAUCCUCACAAAUCUAAAAUGUAACAUCAUACACAUCGGCCAAAAAAGAAAGUAUGAAUGCUCUUUAACUAUAUUUACCAUCACAAGCUUUUGUAAUAUAUACUUUUAUAUACCAAAUUAUCAAAUAUGGAAUUAUCUACUCGCCUGUUCUUCUUUCUUUUCUGUCACAUAAUAACAGGCACAAAAAUUGUAGCUUCUAUUCAGUAAAUCUGACUGAAUUCAUACUGUUAUUUAUUACAGUUUGGGGUUUAGAGAUAUAAAUAUGGUCUCCCUCCUCAAGUAAAUCAGAUUUCCCGAUGAUUAGGUUUGUAAAGUUCUUAAUGGAGUGGUGCAGAUGUGACAUCAGAACCUGGAAGGAAAAACAUAUCUGCUUCAAAAAAAAAAUUCGGUGUGCAGUUUACAAAAUGUCAAAGUAACAAAAUGUCAUAAGUUAAGUUAUGUUUACCACAGGCUUUAUUUUACUCAUAAAUUGAAGGAAAAGAAAGAAAGAAAUAUAUGAAACCCCAUAAGAAAGUAUUGAAGAAACCAGUGGCGAAAUUAGUCUUCUGGGCUCUGACAUCACAUCUGCAUCACUCUGUUGCACACUUUUGAUUACCUUUAUAUAAUUAAUGGCCAUUAUUAGAGGAAAUGCAUGUGAUGUGAAACAGGACUCCGAGUUAGCAGCUAAUGUUCAUUUGAAAUUCAGUGCCCAUAACACAGGUUUCAUCUCACAUUUCUCAAAGGUAUGACUCUCAGCAGUUUCACAUUGGCACAUUUUUCAAUAUUCUUUUUCUUAAGUUAUCCUGUCUUUCUCCGAUCGGAUGGGAUAGUCUGAUUCCCCUUUCUAUUUCAAAGGAAAAGCUCAUGUCUUGCCAUUUAUUAAAGUCCGCAGCAAGCUGCAGCUUGAGAUCAGUGUUAUGCUAUUGUGUUUGACAUGUUUAUUUAUUAUUUAUAAACUCAUAGCGCUGCACAUAUUUAGUUUGAAAACCUACCGAAGAGUUCAGAUAACCACACUUUUAUUUUAUACUAUUCUGAUAAAGGCCUUAGAUAUAAAUGAAAAACGUGUUGCUAUUUCUUAUACAUGUAUCAUAUACAUAUACUGUAUCUUCAUAAAGGUAAAUGUUCCUUUAAAAACCAAGUGCACAGAAAAUGUAUUAUUGGCAAUGC